CCUUGCCCGGCGCGGGGGUGGGUCCGGCCCUCGCCCCGGCUGCCCCGACGGCCGCGUCCCCCUCGGAGAGGCCGCUCACUUGCCGGCCGCGCUGCCCCAGGGCAAGAGCGAUGCUGCCCCGUCUGGUGCCCCGGCAGCCUCUGCGGCUCUUCCGAUGGCAGGCGGCGUGCGCUCUGGGAGCCUCUGUGCAGCGCAGGACAUGGGCAUCCAGGAUCCCCAGACCGCUCGGCCCUUGGGGGGCCGUGGGCAACAGCCCCCCAGUCUGCAGACGCAGCUCCUCCACACCCGCCGGCGGCCCUGAGGUGGCGCUGACGCAGGAGCGCUACCCCGUGAAGCGGCUGCCCUUCUCCGCACCGUCUGAGGCCGACCUGGCCGCCUUUGAACGCAUCAUCCCUGGCAGAGUCGUCACAGACACAGAGGUGCUGGCAGCUUCGAAUGUGGACUGGCUGAGGACGGUCCGAGGUUGUAGCAGAGUGCUGCUGCGGCCCCGGACGUCGGAGGAGGUGGCUCACAUCCUCAGGUACUGUCACGAGAGGAACCUGGCCGUGAACCCACAGGGGGGCAACACAGGCAUGGUGGGGGGCAGCGUGCCCGUCUUUGAUGAGAUCAUCUUGUCCACCGCCCUGAUGAACCAGGUCAUCAGCUUCCACAGCGUGUCCGGGACCCUGGUGUGCCAGGCGGGCUGCAUCCUGGAGGAGCUCAGCCAGUACGUGGAGGCGAGGGGCUUCAUCAUGCCCCUGGACCUGGGGGCGAAGGGCAGCUGCCACAUCGGGGGAAAUGUGGCGACCAACGCAGGCGGCCUACGGUUCCUGCGCUACGGCUCGCUUCAUGGGACUGUCCUGGGCCUGGAAGUGGUGCUGGCUGACGGCACCGUCCUGAACUGCCUGAGCGCCCUGCGCAAGGAUAACACGGGCUAUGACCUGAAGCAGCUCUUCAUUGGGUCGGAGGGCACGCUGGGAGUCAUCACGGCCGUGUCCAUCCAGUGUCCUCCCAAGCCCCGGGCGGUCAACGUGGCAUUCCUCGGUUGUCCAGGCUUCGCCGAGGUUCUGCAGACCUUUAGCACCUGCAAGGGGCUGCUGGGUGAGAUCCUGUCCGCGUACGAGUUCAUGGACGCUGAGUGCAUGUGGCUGGUCAGGCACCACCUGCACCUCACCAGCCCAGUGCAAGAAAGUCCAUUCUAUGUUCUCAUCGAGACCUCAGGCUCCAGAGCAGAGCACGAUGCUGAGAAGCUGAAUGACUUCCUGGAGCAGGCCCUGCGCUCCGGCCUGGUGACUGAUGGGACCGUGGCCACGGACCAGAUGAAACUCAAGGCACUGUGGGCCCUGAGAGAAAGGAUCUCGGAGGCGCUGAGCUGGGAUGGCUACGUGUACAAAUAUGACCUCUCCCUGCCCACCGACACACUGUACGACCUCGUGACCGACCUGCGUACCCGCCUCGGCUCCCAGGCCAAGCGCGUGGUGGGCUACGGCCACCUGGGAGACGGGAACUUGCACCUCAAUGUGACGUCUGAGGCCUUCAGCCGGUCGCUGCUGGACGCCCUGGAGCCCUACGUGUACGAGUGGACGGCCAGGCAGCGGGGCAGCGUCAGCGCCGAGCACGGCCUGGGCUUCAAGAAGAAGGACGCCCUCCACUACAGCAAGCCGCCCGCGGCCCUGAGGCUCAUGCAGCAGCUCAAGGCCCUCCUGGACCCCAAGGGCAUCCUGAACCCCUACAAGACACUGCCUGCCCAGGCCUGACGGGGCUUGCAGGCAGGCCUGGGCUCCAUGGGGCUCUGUCCAGGGGCGCGCUCCCCUCCCCUCCCCUCUGCAGGCCAGGAGAUUGCCUCCCGCGCACACCCUGGCUGGGCCCGGCCAGACAGGCAGUUCUGCCCACUCAGGAGACCAGGCUGCAUUCCCGCUGCCUGUGGCCACUGCUGUGGAUGGGGUGAUGGGUGGUCCUGUCACAGGGUCCCCCGCGCUACGAGUCCUCCGCAGCGGUGAUGACCUCCGUGGGACAGCGUGGGGGCCCGCCUGCAGCUCUGACCGGCAGUCUGGGUCAAUGGGGGCUUUGUGCAUGACCAGGGCCAUGUGUGAGUCACGGGCGUGGUCUCGCUCUGGAAGGCGUCAUUUUCCCGAUUUCUGGAAGGUUCAUCCAUUGACAAGACAGUUGUCAGAUGUUG
Molecule: messenger RNA, 2158 nt
Organism: Nyctereutes procyonoides (raccoon dog)
Lineage: Eukaryota; Metazoa; Chordata; Mammalia; Carnivora; Canidae
Gene: D2HGDH
Product: D-2-hydroxyglutarate dehydrogenase
Exons: 10
Coding region: 111-1736 (541 amino acids)
Cellular component (GO): mitochondrion
Molecular function (GO): catalytic activity; FAD binding
Source: RefSeq, a predicted model, not a curated record